CGGUGCGCAUGCGCACAGACGAACACGUGGCUGCCGCGGAGCCAGGGCAGCAAUGGCGGCGGGCGGCCGUGGUGUUGCAGACCCCCUGUCCCCGGCAGGGGUUCCUUGCGCCUUCUCCCCGCUGAACCAGGCCUACUUCGCUUUGGCGUCUGCCGACGGUCAGUUGCGAGUGUGGGAGACAGCCAACAAUAGGCUGCACCAAGAGUACGUGCCUUCCGCGCACCUCAGCGGUACCUGCACCUGCCUGGCCUGGGCGCCAGCGCGGCUGCAGGCCAAGGAAAGUCCCCAGAGGAAAAAAAGGAAAUCAGAGGCUAUAGGACCGAGUAACCAGAUUGACUUGUUGGCUCUUGGUACAGCAGUUGGUAGUAUUUUAUUAUACAGUACAGUAAAAGGAGAAUUGCACAGUAAAUUGAUAAGUGGUGGACAUGACAACAAGGUCAAUUGCAUACAGUGGCAUCAAGACAAUGGCUGUUUAUAUAGUUGUUCAGAUGAUAAACACAUUGUGGAAUGGAAUACACAGACAUGCAAAGUAAAGUGCAAAUGGAAAGGUGACAACAGCAGCGUCAGUUCCCUGUGUAUUAGCCCAGAUGGAAAGAUGUUGCUUUCAGCUGGUCGAACAAUCAAACUAUGGGUUUUGGAGACCAAAGAAAUCUACAGACACUUCACAGGACAUGCAACGCCUGUUUCCUCACUCGUCUUCACUACUGUCAGACCUCCUAGUGAGAGCCAGCCCUUUGAUGGGGUCACAGGCCUUUAUUUCCUGUCAGGAGCAGUGCAUGACCGGCUACUUAACGUCUGGCAGGUCCGGUCAGGAAACAAAGAAAAGAAUGCAGUGAUGUCUUUUACAGUUACAGAUGAACCUGUCUAUAUUGACUUGACGUUGUCAGAAAAUAAAGAAGAGCCUGUCAAGUUAGCUGUUGUUUGCAAAGAUGGUCAAGUUCAUCUUUUUGAACACAUAUUAAAUGGAUACUGCAAAAAGCCUUUGACUUCAAAUUGCACAAUUCAGAUAGUGACACCUGGGAAAGGCAAGAAAUCAACACCAAAACCCAUUCCUAUUCUAGCAGCUGGGUUUUGCUCAGACAAAAUGUCAUUGUUGCUUGUAUACGGCAAUUGGUUUCAGCCCACCAUUGAGCGAGUGGCUUUAAGUUCCAAAGAACCUCACAUGUGUUUAGUAAGAGACAUUUCAAACUGCUGGGCCCCCAAAGUAGAGACGGCUAUAACAAAGGUGAGAACACCAGUGAUGAAUUCUGAAGCAAAAGUUUUGGUGCCUGGGGUACCUGGUCAUCAUGCAGCUAUCAAACCUCCUCCUUCACAAACUGAGGAGGUAGAGAGCAAGAGGAAAUUAGGGGAAAAUGAGAUUAGCAUUGAAGAGCGCCUGGGAGCACUGGAUAUAGAUACAAAGAAAGAGAAGGAUGACCUUCCACAGACAAAUAGCUUUCCAGUUCUUCUCACACAAGGAUUAGAAAGUAAUGAUUUCGAAAUGUUAAAUAAAGUACUUCAGACUAGGAAUUUAAACCUAAUUAAGAGGACUGUAUUAAGGAUGCCCCUGCAUGCUGUUAUUCCAUUGUUGCAAGAGCUUACAAAAAGAUUGCAGGGACAUCCUAAUAGUGCUGUUUUAAUGGUUCAGUGGCUAAAAUGUGUGUUAACGGUCCAUGCAUCCUAUCUAUCCACAUUGCCUGAUCUGGUACCCCAGCUGGGGACACUAUACCAGUUAAUGGAAAGCAGAGUAAAAACUUUUCAGAAACUCUCCCACCUUCAUGGAAAGCUUAUUCUUCUGAUUACUCAAGUCACAGCUUCAGAGAAAUCAAAGGGAAUGACUUGUCCUGAGCAAAAGGCAAAAUUGGUAUAUGAGGAAGAGUCUUCUGAAGAGGAGUCAGAUGAUGAAAUAGAGAAGGAUUCUGAUGAUAAUUGGGAUGAAGAUGAGGAAGAUAAAGAAAGUGAAAAAGAUGAGGAUGUUGAUGAAGAGGAGGAAGAGGAAGAGGAAGAUGCUGAAGAAAAAGACGAGGAAAAUGGUGAGGACAGAGAUGUGGCAAGUGAGAAGGAAUUAAAUGGAGAUUCUGAUUUAGAUCCUGAAAAUGAAAGUGAAGAAGAAUGAAGAUGGAAAAGAAGCCAAUGGAACUAUGUAAUCUCUGGCUUACCUUGCCCAGUGCUGCCGAGUUCUCCUGGGAGGGUUGUCUCUGGGACGGAUGCCAAGGACCGUUGCACAUUUCCAAGUUCCUCAUGGUGGUUCCCAUGCCAUCUUGCUGUCCUGAGCACCCCAGACUUAGCUGUGUAAAUAAGAGUGUUUCAUUCAAAUGUUAAUAAACUUUACACAGUAAAUAGA
Acinonyx jubatus (cheetah) is the source of this 2323-nucleotide messenger RNA. It is a transcript of the gene WDR43, whose product is annotated as WD repeat domain 43. Lineage: Eukaryota; Metazoa; Chordata; Mammalia; Carnivora; Felidae. The record is from RefSeq and is a predicted model, not a curated record. Gene Ontology annotation, biological process: maturation of SSU-rRNA from tricistronic rRNA transcript (SSU-rRNA, 5.8S rRNA, LSU-rRNA). The transcript has 18 exons. Gene Ontology annotation, cellular component: nucleolus. Gene Ontology annotation, molecular function: protein binding. Bases 53 to 2095 code for a protein of 680 amino acids.